AUGACGUCCUUUGUGGACGAUUCGCUCGCUGAUGCGAGAAGCGUGGAUAGCGAGAGAAGCUGGAGCUUGAAGCCGCUCAUCCGCCAUGCUCGGCGCUCGCAUAGCAAGAUGCCUGGCAUACGCAAGAUCCCUCUUCGUGCGAUCGGCAUAAUUACCCUUAUUGCGCUUUUGAACUGCAUUGCAUGGGUUGCUGCUGCAAUUGUAUUGCGUUUUCAUCCGACGAUGGUGUCUACUGCUGUUCUCGCAUAUACUCUUGGAUUGAGACAUGCGUUCGAUGCUGAUCAUAUCUCUGCCAUCGAUUUGAUGACACGACGACUACUUGCAACUGGUCAAAAACCAGUCACCGUCGGAACUUUCUUCUCUCUUGGCCAUUCGACAAUCGUCAUCAUCACAUCCAUCGUCGUCGCAGCAACUGCUGCAGCUAUUUCCUCCAAAUUUGACAGCUUCAGCACCAUCGGCGGGAUCAUCGGUAGCUCUGUUAGCGCUGCGUUCCUGAUUUUGCUCGGGAUUAUGAAUGCGUACAUUCUCUACAAGCUGAUCAAGCAAAUGCAGAAGGUUUUCAGCUUAUCCGAGGACCAAGCCGACGAAGCCUGGAAAAUUGAAGGCGGGGGCGUUCUAUUCUCCGUUCUCAAGAAGAUGUUCAAAUUGAUCGAUCGACCAUGGAAAAUGUACCCGCUCGGAAUCCUCUUCGGACUGGGCUUUGAUACCUCGUCCGAGGUCGCUCUCCUCGGAAUUUCUUCCGUCGAAGCGGCAAAUGGGACAUCUUUCUGGGUAAUUCUCAUCCUUCCGGCACUUUUUACCGCGGGAAUGUGUCUCCUCGAUACCAUCGAUGGAGCCCUCAUGUUCUCGCUCUACAUCCAGCCCUCCGCCAACUUCCUCCCGCCGAAGCGCGACAGCGUAAUCCCCGAUAAUGCAUCAGAGACGCCAGAGAAUGAACUUCCCCAAUCUCACGACAAUCAUCGGGACCCAAUCGCCUUCUUGUAUUAUUCAAUUGUGUUGACCACUUUGACGGUCAUCGUGGCCAUCGUGAUUGGCGUGAUUCAGCUGCUCACCAUGAUCUUGAAUGUAACCGACGCCAAAGGCAAGUUCUGGGAUGGCGUGCAGGUCGCAGGCGAUUACUAUGAUGUGAUCGGUGGGGGUAUUUGUGGUUGCUUCCUUGUCGUUGGCGUACUGAGUGUACUGUGUUAUAAGCCGUGGCGCCGAUGGAUGGAUAGGCGCCAUGGAAAAACUGUGGUUUCAGACGAAGAGCGCUACCGAGACGGCGCUCUCGAGUCUGGUGAUGACACUGGUAUUGUUGCCCACAAUGCUGGGAGUCGUGUUGAGCGUGGGCAGACCGAGGUUGUUGGCAAGGGCGGUUCGCAACUUACGGUGAAAGCCCCCCAUGAGCCCCACAUCGAGGAGGAGAUUGUCCGAAUGGGUUGA
Messenger RNA from Penicillium maclennaniae, 1422 nucleotides. RefSeq names its product HoxN/HupN/NixA family nickel/cobalt transporter. The coding region runs from base 1 to 1422 and encodes 473 amino acids. Gene Ontology annotation, biological process: nickel cation transmembrane transport. The transcript has 6 exons. The record is from RefSeq and is a predicted model, not a curated record. Gene Ontology annotation, cellular component: plasma membrane. NCBI's taxonomy places the organism in Eukaryota, Fungi, Ascomycota, Eurotiomycetes, Eurotiales, Aspergillaceae. Gene Ontology annotation, molecular function: nickel cation transmembrane transporter activity.